CCUCCACCCACUCGUAGCAACACCCAAGGAUAGCAAGGAGGAGCUCUGAAAUUCAUCAUUUUCACACCCAAAUUCGAGCUCAAGAUAGAGGAUCCAAAGAGGAGUGUUUGGAGAAGGAAAAAAGGUGUAGGAAAGUGUGGAAAUUGAGGAACUUGAUUUAAAGUAUUUUUGAGCUUCGCCGGAGUUUCGUCGGAGUUGGUCAAAGUUCGCCGGAGUUGGUCAAAGUUCGCCGGAGUUGGUCAAAGUUCGCCGAAAUUAGUCAAAGUUCAAUCGAGAAGCGUAGAACGCGCUUAAGCUUAAUUAAGUUUCAGGUAGAACUUGAAGGUUGCUACUACCAGCCGCUGUUUCGGGAAGUUUCUGAGAAGAAGACUUGGUUCGUGCUUCUUCCGUUCUUGUUUUGAAAACAAUAUGAAUAAUGCUCAUGGAUAUUAUUUUCUGAAUAUACAUUUCGGGGGUUUGUAUACCCAUGUUUGCCAAGUGUGGCUUGAACACUUGUAAUGUUGUUUCCGUUGUUUUAAAGAAUAAUUCACAUUAUGUUUGUUUAUGGAUGUGCUACGUGUGAAUGAUAUUCCAGACGCUUUGUAUAGUAUGAAUGUGUUGAACUGCGGUUGACAAAUCGUACUGUACGGCGGAUUGUUGACGUGUCUGGUAGGUCCGGGGCGUGACAAGAUUUGUUGAAAAUUCAUUCCCUUAUAAACUGGUGGAGCCGAAUUUGGAUAAGGAUGCACUGCAGGGACAAAACUUGGAGUCAUACAUGCGUGCAUUUGUGGAUGACAAUGCAUAUGACACUCCUGAUGGUGUUGGCACGUGGCAAACCGUGAGUGCACCGGAUGGUAGUGCAGGCCGUGACGAUGCACAUGAGCAGGGACACCCACAUGCCGGGUUGACUUCCACGUCAGACGGCACAGAUAAUUAUGACCCAAAUUUGCCGGAUUCCCGCGCGGUGAACAUUGACCAAUCCAAGAGAGGGCAGCGACAACGUAAACCACCAGCAUGGCAUCGGGAUUAUGGAGUGCAAAUGAACACUGUUACAAUAAACUCUACCCCCGUUGUUGACUCCGCUUCAUCGGUUGAAUCAGGUACUCCUUAUUCCAUAUCUCAUUAUAUAAAAUAUAAUCAUUUUUCGGUUCCGUACCGAGCUUUUCUUGCAGCCAUCUCGAUGCAUAAAGAGCCAUCUAGCUUCGGAGAAGCUGUUCGUGACCCGCAAUGGCGGGAUGCUAUGCAACGUGAAAUCCAAGCCUUGAAGCAAACUGGUACGUGGAAAAUUCAAGAUCAGCCCCGGGGCAAGAAGGCAAUAUUUUGCAAAUGGGUCUUUAAGAUCAAGUAUAAAAGUGAUGGCUCGGUGGAACGUUACAAGGCCAGACUUGUAGUUUGCGAUAACCGACAGGUGCAGGGGAUUGACUAUAGCGAGGCGUUUGCCCCGGUUGCUAAAAUGGUAACGGUUCGUACCAUUUUAGCGGUCGCCGCCGCAUGCCAUUGGGAACUACAUCAAAUGGACGUGGACAAUGCAUUUUUACAUGGGGAUCUUCGUGAAGAAGUGUACAUGCACUUGCCUCCGGGGUAUUAAGCCUCCUCUUCUGGCAAGGUAUGUCGCUUGCUUCGCUCUCUUUAUGGGCUUCGACAAGCACCACGAUGUUGGUUUUCUAAACUCAGCUCUUCGUUACGAGCAUAUAGGUUCUGCCAGUCGCAUGCCGAUUAUUCGCUCUUUACUUUGCGGAGAGAAAAUCGAAUAUUAUGUGUGUUGCUUUAUGUCGAUGACUUGUUCAUUACCGGCAACGACAAGAACAUGAUCCAGGAAUUUAAAAAAUACAUUGCGGCCUCCUUUCCAGUGAAAGAUUUGGGGGUUAUGAAAUAUUUUUUAGGCAUUGAAGUUGCCCGAAACUCCACUGGAUUUUUUCUAUGCCAACGUAAAUAUGUGGUUGACAUUUUAGCUGAAACGGGGUUGACCGGAGCAAAGCCGGUUUCUUUUCCAAUGGUCCAAAACCACAGUUUGCAGUCUGACAUUGGACCCCAUUUUUCGGAUCCAGACCGAUAUAGAAGGCUGGUCGGGAAACUCAUUUAUCUCACAUUGACUAGACCUGACAUUAGCUACUUUGUUCAUAUUCUUUCCCAAUUCAUGCAACGUCCAAGGGUGGCUCAUUGGGAGGCAGUGCUGUGUGUAUUGAAAUACUUGAAAGGUCACCCAGGUCAAGGCAUUCUCUUGCAGUCUCACUCUAUUCUCUCUCUCUCACCGGAUUGUGUGAUGCUGAUUGGGCGACCUGUCCGGUAACACGUCGCUCUGUAACUGGAUACUUUAUCUCUCUUGGAGAUUCUCCCAUCUCCCGGCGUACUAAAAAGCAAGCAACAGUCUCACGUUCUUCAGCAGAGGCGGAAUACCGCGCAAUGACCACAAUGACUUGUGAAUUUAUUUGGCUGCGCAGCCUACUUCAGUCAUUGGGUGUCAGACAUUCCACACCGGUGCGUCUCUACUGUGACAAUCAAGCUGCACUUCACAUUGCCUCCAAUCCUGUGUAUCACGAACAGACUAAACACAUAGAACUUGAUUGUCAUUUUAUUCGGGAUCAUAUUCAGGCCGAGACUAUUUCUCCUUCGUAUACCCCAUCUACUGAACAGCCUGCGGAUCUACUCACUAAAGCACUUGGAGCCCAACAAUUUUCUCAUCUACCUGCCAAGAUGGGCAUUUGUAAUCCCCAUGCUCCAUCUUGAGGGGGGGUGUUGAAUAUUAUUACAUUUGUUAUUAUUGAUUUUUCUUAUCACAUUUUAUUAUGUAACAUUUUUACCAUGUACAUACGUAACCUCUGUUAUUUUAGGCACAUAGGAUACCGGGCAUUUAAUGCUUGCCUUUUAUUCUCCCAACGGUAGCAUGUACGUAGCUUUCCUUUUGUAUAUGGCAUUGACCAUCAAAUGUAUAUAAGGCAUGGAUCGACACAUACAUCACCAUGCAAAAAUAAUAAAAUAUUCUUUCUGGUAUUCACCCGAUUUGACAAA
This is a messenger RNA of Cuscuta europaea, 2988 nucleotides long. The record is from the annotation of a GenBank genome assembly. Lineage: Eukaryota; Viridiplantae; Streptophyta; Magnoliopsida; Solanales; Convolvulaceae.